Messenger RNA from Lactuca virosa, 572 nucleotides. The record is from the annotation of a GenBank genome assembly. NCBI's taxonomy places the organism in Eukaryota, Viridiplantae, Streptophyta, Magnoliopsida, Asterales, Asteraceae.
CAUGACUCACGUAAAACCCUAACCCUAAUGAACUAUUCCCAGCCGCCACCUUACCAUUCCAUAUCCUCCAGCCGCCACCCACCCUUAUGCCUCCCUCACCGGCGCAACACCUCUGGCAGUCACCGCAGCAUCUUAGCCCACCGAUGUCGCCGACCCAAGCCAAUCGUCGGCAUUUCAGCCGACAGCAAGGAAGAGCGCCACGAUGAGGGUGAACUCGUGGGCCGCCGAGAUCGUCAAGCAUGGUCGCUGCCUCGCCAUUGGAUGUCGCCGCCACUGUGCUGCUACCGGAGACAUGGUGUGUAGCUCGCACGGCCGCCGGAGGCCGACGAACGGAUCUUGUUCGCUGUUGUGUGGUCGUGAGUGAUCGGAAAUCUCCGGCCAGGAAACGGAAGGGACUCAUCACCGCCACCUGCUGCCGCCGUUCCACCACCUGCUAUCGUCGCUCCGCCAUUGUUAACCAUGAUCUCGGGUGGCUGUGGGCUUUCGGGACCCACAUUUUGGACCAUUGGAGUGAAGAUAUGACUCAAGCCCGAUUUCAUUGUAUGUUUGGACUUAAUGGAUUAAGUCCUUAA